Messenger RNA from Saccostrea cuccullata (small rock oyster), 1230 nucleotides. RefSeq lists its product as uncharacterized. The record is from RefSeq and is a predicted model, not a curated record. The coding region runs from base 88 to 1230 and encodes 380 amino acids. The transcript has 7 exons. NCBI's taxonomy places the organism in Eukaryota, Metazoa, Mollusca, Bivalvia, Ostreida, Ostreidae.
CCAGGGGAGGAGGAAGAGUAGCUAGAACUAGAGGAGGCGGAGAGAAGAAAUUCAGAAAGUGAAGAAUCCUUUGUAGAAGAUUCUGACAUGUCUGAUAGUGGGGGAGAUAGAGGAGCAAAGACUAGAGGGGCAGGAAGAGGAGAUAGAUCUAGAGGGAGAGGUAGAGGAGUAAGGACCAGGGGAGGAGGAAGAGUAGCUAGAACUAGAGGAGGCGGGAGAAGAAGAAAUUCAGAAAGUGAAGAAUCCUUUGCAGAAGAUUCUGAUGUUUCUGAUAAUGAGGGAGAUAGAGGAGCAAGGACUAGAAGAGGAGGAGGAGUAGCUAGAACUAGUGGAGAAGGGACAAGAAGAGGUUCAGAAAGUGAAGAAUCCUUUGUAGAAGAUUCUGACAUGUCUGAUAGUGGGGGAGAUAGAGGAGCAAAGACUAGAGGGGCAGGAAGAGGAGAUAGAUCUAGAGGGAGAGGUAGAGGAGUAAGAACUAGACGAGAAAGAAGAAGGAAUAGUUCAGAAAGUGAAGAAUGCUUUGUAGAAGAUUCUGAUGUUUCGGACAAUUUUUCAGUCAAGUCAAGUCCCAUCAGUAGAGCUCUGAUGCAACAAGACAGUGAUUAUGUACAUGACAGUGAGGAGGAUAUUUUGCAAAAUAUCUCGGGACUUUCAGCCAUAAUUGCUGCUCUUGACAAGGAUGAGGGCUCUAUAUCUCCUGUCUUCAUGAAUGAACCUACCCCUCUGGUUAUACAGGAAUAUAUUCCUCUCCUUGCUGUCCAGGAACACAAGGAUCAGGAACUGUCUGAACAUAUGCCUUAUGUUGAGGAAGCUGUCCUUCUUGAUGUUGAGGAACCUGUCCUUCCUGUUCAGGAACACAUGGAUCAAGAACAUAUGACUGUUGAUGAACCCGUCCCUCCUUAUGUUGAGAAACCUGUCCUCCCUGACCAGGAACACAUGGAUCAGGAACAUAUUCCAUAUGGUGAGGAACCUGUCUUCCCUCUUAAGGAACACAUGGAUCAGAAACAUAUUCCUGAUACUGAGGAACCUGUCCUCCCUGAUAUUGAGGAACCAGUCCUCCCUGACCAGGAACACAUGGAUCAGGGACAUAUUCCUGAUGCUGAGGAACCUGUCCUCCCUGAUAUUGAGGAACCUGUCCUCCCUGAUGUUGAGGAACCUGUCCUCCCUGAUGUUGAGGAACCUGUCCUCCCUGACCAGGAACACAUGGAUCAGGAAUGUUUGCCUCCCUGA